Messenger RNA from Agrilus planipennis (emerald ash borer), 4921 nucleotides. Its product is annotated as probable multidrug resistance-associated protein lethal(2)03659. The coding region runs from base 548 to 4540 and encodes 1330 amino acids. Gene Ontology annotation, cellular component: membrane. Gene Ontology annotation, molecular function: ABC-type transporter activity; ATP hydrolysis activity; ATP binding. Gene Ontology annotation, biological process: transmembrane transport. The transcript has 15 exons. The record is from RefSeq and is a predicted model, not a curated record. NCBI's taxonomy places the organism in Eukaryota, Metazoa, Arthropoda, Insecta, Coleoptera, Buprestidae.
GUAACUUCCUUCGCGAUCGUGGCGCACUACGUUCCGUUUGAUCGGUCGUUGCGAGACGAGUUUUCACGCACUUCGUUGCACCGGCCGGGAUAACUCGAUUUUCCCGAUACUCAUUUAUUUCUCUCUCUCUCUCUCUCUCUCUCGCCGAAAUUAUCUGUUUAAUAAUUUUCUAAACGACGCGGAACUGAUUUUUUUUUUCGAUAACGUACGCAUGGUACGACAGAACAUGCAAGUCAUGAAGCAGUGGUAACUUACCGACAAAAUAUCGAGUAGUAAUAAGGAGAGAGAGAGAGCCGCGUUUCAACAAUGUGUAUGCAAUUCAGAUAAGAUUCCUCAUAUAUAAAGCUCGUUCUUAGUAGGCUACGGUACACUUUCAUCGCGAUCGUUUUCGCGAAAAGCGCUCGCGAUUGUUUUGUUUCUUGUUUUUUUUUUUUGUUUAACAAAUAAUUGACCAACUGGUUGAAGUGGUGCGAGAAAUCGCGAACGUUGCGGUUUUUGUUUUUUCGUUUUUCCUCUUUUUAUAAUCACCGUUCGAACAAGGCAAGCUAUGAUUUCCAACAAAAAAUAUGAAAAUCCUAGUCCGGAAACGAGAGCGAAUCCACUGUCCAAACUUAUGUUCUGGUGGGUGAUACCUUUUCUUAAAUAUGGUUAUAAGCAUGACUUAGAAGUUACUAAUCUGUACAAUACCACCCCUGGUGAUUAUUCGGAUAUAUUAGGCGACCAACUUGAAAAAAAUUGGGAAGAUGAAUUGCAGAGGGCAAAGAAGAAGAAUAAAAAGCCAAGAUUAAUAACUGCCCUUAGGAAAACAUUUUUCAAGUCGUUCUCAUUGUAUGGUUUCAUUUUAUUGAUCCAAGUAUUUGUGAGAGUUUAUCAGCCCAUUUGUUUGGCCGAAUUGAUAAAAUAUUUCGACCCAGUGAAUGGUUAUAGUAAAGACCAAGGUUGGAUUCUAUCCAGUGGUGUUAUUUUAUUAGCUUUUAUGAAUAUUCUAAUUGCACAUCAUGCCGGAAUAGGUUGCUUAAGAAUUGGUAUGAGAGUUAGGAUUGCCUGCUGUUCCUUGAUAUAUAGAAAGCUGCUUCGUUUAAAUAGAGUGUCAGCAUCGAAGACUUCAGCAGGCCAAAUGGUUAAUUUGUUAUCUAACGACGUUUCUAGAUUUGAUAUGGUCCUUCUCUAUUUCCAUUAUAUUUGGUUGACACCUAUACAGGUGGUUCUGGGUGCUUAUGUGAUGUGGAGAAGUGUCGGCAUUGCCACUUUUGCUGGUCUUUUGGCCAUUACCCUGGAAGCAAUACCAUUACAAGGGUACUUGUCAAAACAGUUGGGUGUUUUACGUUAUAAAAUCGCGAUGAAGACUGACCACAGGGUAAAAUUAAUGAGUGAAGUUACUUCGGGGAUCCAGGUGAUUAAAAUGUAUGCUUGGGAGAAACCCUUCGAAAAAUUGGUGCAGUUAGCCAGAAAACUAGAAAUUCAAGAUAUCAGAAAGGCGUCAUUUAUACGAGCCUUUUCAACGUCUCUUACAGUUUUUACAGAGCGGACAAUUUUGUACUUAACCGUUGUAACUUAUGCCCUUUUGGGCAACUAUCUUACGGGUGAUAAGGUAUUCUCCAUUGCGCAGCUUUACAAUACCAUCCAACUUUACAUGUCCAUUUUCCUACCACUGGCUAUGUCCACUUAUGCCGAAGCCCGAGUAUCCGUAGAUAGAAUACAGGAAUUUUUAGCCCAAGACGAAAACUACGAAGUAACUGAAACGGCAGUGAAACCUGUGAUAUAUAGCGAACCUGGUCGUAUAAAGCUAUCAAACGCUUGUGCCUCGUGGUAUCACGAUGGUAUCGUGAAUACAUUGUCGAAUAUAACGUUGGACAUCCGUCCAGGCACCUUGGUGGCCGUUGUGGGUCAAGUGGGUGCAGGAAAAAGCUCUCUACUCCAACUGCUGAUGAAGGAACUUCCUUUGAAGUGCGGCAAAAUGGAUGUCCAAGGAACGGUGUCCUUUGCAUCCCAAGAACCAUGGCUGUUCGUGUCGUCUGUUAGAAACAACAUCCUCUUUGGUUCAGAGUACAACAAAAGGCGUUACAUGGAGGUGGUCAAAGUGUGUUCUCUUCUACCAGAUUUUGACCAGUUUGUUAGCGGCGAUAAAACCAUCGUGGAAGAACAUGGUUCGUCCCUGAGUGGAGGACAGAGGGCGCGAGUCAACCUUGCCAGGGCCGUUUACAGACAAGCCGAUAUUUACUUGUUUGACGACCCUUUGUCAGCUGUCGAUGCCCAUGUCGGUAAAGAACUCUUCGAAGGUUGCAUCGUGAACUAUUUGAGCAACAAAACCAGAAUUCUGGUGACUCACCAGACUCAGUUCCUAAAGAAGGCCGAUCUCAUUGUGAUACUGAACAACGGUGUUAUUGAAAACAUCGGAAGAUAUGACGAGCUUUCGGACAAAUGCAAGGAAUACCUGAAGACGGAAACCCACAGCGAGGAGGAGAAAGCCCACGAAGGAGCAUUCAGAACGAACAGGCUUCUUUCUAUCACCUCACAUAUGACUUCCAACGCUGAUGACGAAGACGACCCCCAGGAAACCCAAGAGCUUAUAGAGAAAGGUGGUAUAUCGAAAAAGCUUUAUUGGAAGUACAUCUCAGCUGGGUCCAACAUUUGCAUGCUGCUUCUUCUGGUGUUCUUGACUAUGUCUGCGCAAAUUUUCUCCAACGCUGGUGACUUCUGGCUAACCCAUUGGACUAAUACAGAAGAAACAAUACUGGCAGAUCAUGUAUUGCAACAGAAAAACCAUUCCUCGAUGAUCUUCACCAAUGGCCACAACAAGACUGAUGAAAAUGAUUCAACCAUCUCACCAAUCUUGAACGACUUGGAUAAUUUCACUAACUUUAGUCCCAACGAACCCCUGGAAUCGUACUUCGCAAUCCAACAACCGCAUUCACGUCGACUAGAAUACGUUUACAUCUAUACUGGUUUCAUAAUUCUUUCGAUAGUAUUGCUGACCAUAAGAGCGGUGGUUUUCAACUGGGUUUGCAUGGCAUCUUCGAAAGCUCUUCACAAUACCAUGUUCAACAACGUGUUGCAGGCCACCAUGAGAUUCUUCAACACAAAUCCGUCUGGAAGGAUAUUGAACAGGUUUUCGAAAGAUAUGGGAGCUGUCGACGAACUUCUUCCCAUAGCUUUGCUGAACGCGAUCCAGAUCUUCCUGGUAGCUGCUGGAAUAAUCAUGAUGGUUGUAAUAGUCCAACCAUGGAUGACUAUACCAACGCUGCUGUUAGCGAUCAUGUUUUGGCUGGUGAAAAAUGUUUAUUUGGCAUCUGCUCAAGACCUGAAAAGAUUGGAAGGAGUCACGAAAGCUCCUGUAUUCUCUCACGCUUGUGCAACUCUCUCCGGUCUAUCAACCAUCAGAUCGACGAAAGCCCAACAAAUGGUUUCUAAAGAGUUCGAUCUCCUUCAGGAUCAACACACGGCCGCCUUUUUCUUGUUCACCUAUUGCAGUGAAGCGUUCGGGUUCUAUUUGGAUUUGAUCAGCUUGCUGUUUCUGGCCGUCUUGACGUACCAAUUCAUAAUAUUUGAAACAGGGUCCACUCUUGCUGGAAACGUCGGUUUGGUCAUCUCCCAGUCUCUAAUUUUGACUGGAAUGCUGCAACAUGGUGUGAAGCAAACUGCAGAGACUGCAAGUCAAAUGACGAGUGUGGAACGUAUUUUGCAGUAUUACCACUUGGAAAAAGAAGGUCCAUUUGAGUCCCUGCCGACCAAAAAACCACCACAAGACUGGCCCCAGAUGGGAAGAAUCGUCUUCAAAAAUCUCACUCUCCGAUACGCCCCGGAUGAACCUCCAGUACUUAGGAAUUUGUCUUUUGAAAUCCAGGCCGGAGAAAAGGUUGGAAUCGUUGGAAGAACAGGAGCUGGGAAGUCCAGUUUGAUCUCAGCAUUGUUCCGUUUGGCCCCCACGGAAGGUAGCAUGGCAAUCGACGGGAUAGAAACAGAGGAUAUCGGACUUCACGACCUGCGUACCAAGAUCUCUAUCAUCCCCCAGGAACCCGUUUUGUUCUCGGCUUCGGUCAGAUACAAUCUGGAUCCGUUCAACAAAUCUGAUGACAAGGCUUUGUGGAAGGCUUUAGAAGACGUGGAACUGAAAGAUGCAGUGAAAAGUUUGGAUCAAGAAAUAACAGAAGGUGGUACAAAUUUCAGCGUUGGACAACGACAGCUGGUCUGUUUGGCUAGAGCUAUCUUAAGGAACAACAGAGUCCUGGUUAUGGACGAGGCCACAGCCAAUGUUGAUCACCAAACCGAUUCGUUUAUCCAAGCGACGAUUAGAAGAAACUUCAAAGAUUGCACGGUAUUGACGAUAGCCCAUCGGCUGAACACCAUAAUGGACUCGGACAAGGUCUUGGUGAUGGACGCUGGAGAAGCCGUGGAAUUUGCGCAUCCCCAUGAACUUUUACAAAAACCUGACGGUCAUCUCACCGGAUUGGUCAAGAAAACCGGUAAAGUUAUGGAAGCUAGUCUUCGAGCCGUAGCAGAGGAGUCGUUCAAGAGGAAACAGGAACUUUACAUCAAAUAACAAUAAGAAUAGGAAAAGAAUCGAACUUUAUCGUUAUUGUUUAUUAUUUUACAAGUACCACAAGUAGACGAAAUCGGACCAAAAAGAAAGGAAAACUGUUUUCUUCUCUUAACUGUGAUUUAUUGAUUAAGUAAGUGACUUUGGUAAGUAUGGACGACCUCAAGACUUCAAUCGCAAAGAGGAUGAAGAUGAAAAAGGGAACGAGGAGGGGAGAUAGAGUGAAAUGGGGAAGAAUCGACCCCUCUUCCUCCAGAAAGUAUUACUAUUAUACAUGUAUGUAUAAAAUUAUGUUUAUUUAUUUUUUUUUUUUGAUGGCGGCUACUUUUCGAAACGUUGAAAAGAAAAGGUGCUGCAUUGAACUUUUGCUAGAUACAAGAAUAA